Messenger RNA from Vicia faba (fava bean), 828 nucleotides. NCBI's taxonomy places the organism in Eukaryota, Viridiplantae, Streptophyta, Magnoliopsida, Fabales, Fabaceae. The record is from the annotation of a GenBank genome assembly.
AUGAUGAAAAGGGACAUGCAUUUUGUUCACAUUCUUUUCUUAUUAACUCUUUCUCCUUUGAUUUGUGUUAGUGGUAAGCAUUUUGUGCUUGUUCAUGGAGCAUGCCAUGGUGCAUGGUGUUGGUUUAAGGUGGCAACUUUGCUUAAAUCAGCUGGUCAUAAUGUUACACUUAUUGAAAUGGCUGCUUCUGGCCGGUAUCAAUCCAAUACAGAGGAGAAGGUGGUUCUUGUUGGUCAUAGUCUUGCUGGAUUGUCUAUGUCUGUUGCUAUGGAAAAGUUUCCGGAGAAAAUUUCAGUUGCAGUUUUUAUUACUGCAUUUGUGCUUAGUCAAAACCUCACUUACCCUGCUAUUCUUCAAGAGCAAUCUAGAAGAAACCAUUCUAUAAUGGACACAAAGGAUUUCUAUUUUGAUGGACCAAACAAACCUGCAACUGCUAGAUUGUUUGGACCUAAAUACUUGGCAUCCACUUUUUAUCAAUUAUCACCACCUGAGGAUUUGACCCUUGCAUUGUCCCUGGCGAGACCUAUGCCACUUUAUAAUGAUUAUGAUUUAUUGUUGAAGGAAACAGCAGUUACCUAUGAUAGAAAUGGAAGGGUACCUAAAGUUUUUAUCAUAGGUAAAAAAGACAAAUUAGUAUCAGAGGAUUUUCAAAGGUGGAUAAUUGAGAGAAGUGGUCCAUAUGCUGAGGUGAGAGUGAUUAGGAAUGCUGAUCACAUGGUCAUUGUCUCUAAACCGAGGACGCUUACUUCUCUGCUUCUAAGGAUUGCAAGUAAACCAAGGAAGGUUACUUCUAUGCUUCUAAAUAUUGCAGGAAGUACUAAUCUAUAA